Exophiala spinifera is the source of this 897-nucleotide messenger RNA. RefSeq names its product acyl-CoA thioesterase II. The record is from RefSeq and is a predicted model, not a curated record. The transcript has 3 exons. NCBI's taxonomy places the organism in Eukaryota, Fungi, Ascomycota, Eurotiomycetes, Chaetothyriales, Herpotrichiellaceae. Gene Ontology annotation, molecular function: fatty acyl-CoA hydrolase activity. Gene Ontology annotation, cellular component: peroxisomal matrix. The coding region runs from base 1 to 897 and encodes 298 amino acids. Gene Ontology annotation, biological process: fatty acid catabolic process; acyl-CoA metabolic process.
AUGGCUGGGGUCGAGAGUCUGGACUUUGAAAGUCAUAUCGAUCUCAGACAAAUUGGACCUGACACCUACACCAAUGUUCACCCGCCAUGGCUGUUCCACAUCACCCAAACGGUGCCAGGACCGUUGAUGAUGGCCGAAGCCGCCGCUGCCGCAUACAAGACUGUGGCCGAGGGGUUCAGGAUAGACUCGUUGCAGGUCAACUUCAUGCUCGCUCCCAAAGCAGACCAGCCGCUCGUCUACAAAGUACAGCGUCUCAGUCAAGGACGGAGGUUCGUGGCACGUCUCAUACACAUUGAGCAGGACGGGAAGAUCUGCGUGACCAUCACUGCCAGCUUUGUGAGCGGCGCCUCGUGGACGGGUCGUGCGAUGACACACGCCGAGUCGAUGAAGACCGUCGAUCGAGUCACCGAUAUCACGCUCGACGACUUCGAGGACGACCACUCGCCCAUAGGUCCUUUCAUGAAGUUCCAGAGACUGCCGCAUUUGCCUCAAGAAGCCAGCGACCCGACCGCGACGAUCGCUCCAGUGGUUGCAAAGGUCGACCCGCCGAUGAAAGCGCCGGCAGGCUCACCGCUGCAUAUGCUGGGCAUAAUAUACCUGUCCGACUACCACGUCAUGGACUGUCCUUUGCGCAUACACGAUAUCUCGCUGGGACUGUUUCCUCUCAAUGACCACACCAGGACGAGACAGCCGACGAUGAUGAAAAUCUCAACGAGUCUGAACCACACGAUCCACUUCCACGUUCACGAAGGCUUUCGUGCCGAUGAACUGGUAUAUGUCGAGACGACGACGCCGUGGGCAAGGGACGGCAGAGCAGUGAUUCAUUCCAGAAUAUUCAGCCACAAGGGUCUUCUGAUUGCUACUUGUGUGCAAGAGGUCAGCCCCAUACUCCGUUGA